UAAUCGUGCCAAGUAUGGCGGAAGUGUAAAGAAAAGCCGGAUGUGAACUUCAUUCUUGAGAAUGGCUAGAGCUUGCAUUAGCAUGGUCGGUCAUUUGAAGAGGUUAAACGGUUUAUUUACACAGUUGUCAACCGCAACCAGACAGAAAUACAAUACAACAUGUUUUCUGCCAGUACACCCCAAGUCAGCUAUUGGUGGUCCCUCAAUUGAUGAUCCUUACUGUCAAGUAGAAAUUGGUGUAACUUCAGAUGGGCAAACCAUUGUCUGUUACCAUCCCUCCAUGGAUGUUCCCUAUGAACUUACACAGCCAAUUCCACGACCAGACCCUCUGAUCAAUCUUGCAGAGAACCAUGACCAGGUUCUAAAAGCUCACCUCAGUAGGGAGGUGCUUCAGAACAAAAAAGCCCCUACGAUUGAGGAGCUCAGCAAGAUGUUUUUCACAACCAAGCACCGCUGGUAUCCUGUGGGACAGUACCACAUACGGCGAAGAAAGGAAGAUCCUCCUAAAGACAGAUAGAAACUGCUAUGUAAAAGAAACAGCUACUGUAACACAAAGCUUCUUGAUACCAUACUAAACUUCUACCUGUUUUGUGGUGUAAAAUAAAGUGAACAAAAAAAUCACUCAAUUGUACUGAUUCUACUAUGGGUAAAUUUUAAAUAUAUAUAUAUACACACAUUUAUUACUCAGCAGAGUACAAAAACAAUAUCCAUCAGAUUAUAUAAACACAACACAUGAAAUGAGUGCAACGUUGCAUAAAGUUAGAAAGCAGGGGAGAAAGGUUGUUAAAGGUGCUGUAAAGCAAAUCCGAUGAUUUGCUUCUCAGUACAUUAUAUACGUGUGAAAUUAGUUGCUGAAAGCAUGUGCAAAGCUCUAAAACUUUGUUGCACUGAAAUGUGGAGUUAGACCGUUGAACAGUUUCUCACUCAUUUUCAGGUUUUGUUUAGGCGGGGCAAAACCCAACCUAUCUACAUUACAGCCACCUAUCUAUGUCAGAUCACAGACG
This is a messenger RNA of Osmerus eperlanus (European smelt), 1004 nucleotides long. It is a transcript of the gene mrpl42, whose product is annotated as mitochondrial ribosomal protein L42. The record is from RefSeq and is a predicted model, not a curated record. Gene Ontology annotation, cellular component: mitochondrial large ribosomal subunit. The transcript is spliced from 5 exons. Bases 62 to 517 code for a protein of 151 amino acids. Lineage: Eukaryota; Metazoa; Chordata; Actinopteri; Osmeriformes; Osmeridae.